GACUGUUGUGGUGGCACUGACAGCCGGACACAGAAAAACACAGAAAAAUGACACCGGUGACGGCGGAACAAGUCGAGAGAGCAGAGAGAGAGGUCAUGAGAUACGCAACAAAGGGGAUCCACUACUACAACGACGAGGAGCUGUUUUUGUUGCGCCAAAGAGCGCCGGCGUACUUCGACACAAGGGUUGACGUUCAGCGGUCAGUGGCAGCAAAUGGAGAUAGGUCAAUGAGAGCACAACAGUUGCUGCUGCGCUUACAUCAACAUGCCGACGUGCAUGACGACCACAUCAUGGCAUCUUGGUGUGCGAACACUCUUCACGAAGUUGUGGAUUGGAUGUGCAACGACAGAGACAUCGACAUGACAAAAAGAGAGGGAGGAGGUUCGUACGACACAGCAGCGUUCAAGAAGUUUGUGAGAUCUCGGGCGAGGGAAAAUCAAAUGUUGAAGACAGGGGGUGGUGAUGAAUUGAAGCCGGAUGCAGCAGAGAUAUUGGCACUGAGCAGGAUGAACGAGGGGCCUCGAAGAGAUCCUAUUGACUACCAUGAACUGGCGAUAAUGGUGGUGGACGGUGUCGAGUACGUGCUACUCGACCAGAUUGUCGACUUUAUGAAGAGUGGAGACGAGGACAGAAAUCUGAUUCACGAGGCAUUGUAUGAGGUGACGGAGAACGCAAUAGCAGCAGUGGAGGUUGUCGAUGUUGAGUGCGUAAAAGAUCGCUCACUCGACCUUGUAUCGGGAGAUCCUGUGCCCCGAUGGAACAUAUUCGAAGUUGUAGAGGAGCUGAUCGCGGCAUUGACGGCCGUGGACAAGAGGAGGAAGAGAAAACAAGGAUGGGAAAUCGUUCUCGCAGAACACAAUACCGCAAGGACACACACAAGAGACACGACGGUGCAGGACAGAGGUGACGCAGUAUCUCUGCCGGAUGCCAGGACCGUGUUGAAGAAUCCUGUCGCAGAUGCCGGGACUGUCCAUGGCGGAUUCAGGGAGUGGAGAUUGCCACCCAGACAUCGUUCAGGUGACUUCAACGAAGGAGGCAAACAAGCAUCUUGGCAGGGAGAUGAUGCGGUGGUUGGUUGUGACAACAAGGGCGAUGCACAGACAGGACCUCAACAAGAGAACCGGACUUUAUGGGGCUUGGGAGUGAGUGGCAGUGAUACCAGCAGUGACGAGGAGGGCAAGGAAUACGACCCUUAUUGGGACGUAAAGCGAGGUGGUGGUCAAGCCUCGAAAGGGUGGUGCCAUGCAAUUUUGAGGUUGGGGCGUGUUUUCUCGAAACCGCACCCGUUGAUACGUGUUGUGGACAAGGUGGCAACACCGUACGGGCGUCUCCCAGACAGCUUCGCGGCCGAUGUGUGGGAGCACCACCACCAGAAGUUUUGCAAACAGCCUUUCAUGUCGUCGAACAAGCGCAAAGCUGCGUUCCAAAUGGUAAAUCAUGUGCGACUGGCUGUCACAUUCGACGACGACAUUGAACGUGCACGGAAACAAAGGAAGAGGACAAUUGAGAAUCGGUCGUCCGUCAUGGAGUGCUCGGCAAGCGGAAUGAAUACACUUGCCGCACGCGAUACGGCGAAGUUGCAUCUCCGAUUUUUCCCCCGCGGAAAUGCGGGAUUAAAUGGGAACGAAGGUGCAACAGGAACCGCCAAUGUGAUAUUGGAUGCCCUCCCGUGCAAGGAGUUCUUUCGAGAGGCGCUUCACACGUACAUGUCGAAAAACGGGUGUAAUCCACCGCAUGCGGACAAGUUAAUACGCACGAGAACACAUCUUGCCAUCGCAGCAACAGUCGAUGAAACAACCAGGGGAGCACUUGUGCAAACUGCGAGGGCUUCACCCAACUUCCGCGGGAAAGCGGUGCACAGUGAUGUUGCUGUGAGGUCACAGACAGGAAGUAUAUGGUACGAAGAUCUUGCUUCGUCCUUAAAGCAAGUACAGGAAACACAGCCACUAGCAGGGCUGAGCGAAAAGACUGCGGUCAGAAAUAAGAAGGGGAAAUUCCAGAGACGGCCCCCGGAGAAAAGCAAGACAUCACCUUUGAUAAAGCCCCGCGCGGACAGUGCUGCGGUCAGGAGGCCGCCGAAAGCGAAAACGUCUGAAGCCAAUAAACGACAACGAGAGCCGGCCCCUGCCUCGCCGACAUCCAUGAAGAAUCGCAAGCGAAAGGACCGAUCCCCGCCACGGGCGCCGAAUAAUAGGUCAUGCGCAGAAAGGGUGGAAGGACAACCUCGGCACAACAACGCAAAUACGAAGAGGAGGAGAAUCAUUGAGGGGGUGGAGGAAGAGAAGGAGACAAUUGAUCUAAGGGGUUCCGAUGGUGUCACUGCAACCGACACCGAAAAACGAGAUGUGUCUCGGGACACAGCACGGAAGACACAAAGGUCCUACCCGUAUGAUGAAACAGAGGACAGUAGAGGACGUAAUGUGGGGACAUGCGACGAAGGUGAAUCAUACGAGGAAGAUGCAAGCAACGAAGAGGAGGACAGCGACAACGGGUCCAACAACACUGAGUACACCGACGACGAGGACGAAGAGGAGGAAGACCCAUCUCGGAGCAGCAGCAGGGAAGAAAGGUCUAGCAAAGACAAUACACAGAACACGUCUCGAAAAACGCAAGGCGGAACAAGCGACGGACGCAGAGAGGAUAGCAACGUCGACAAGCAGUAAGUUCUAAAGGAGAAGGCAAUCGAAGG
Chara braunii is the source of this 2689-nucleotide messenger RNA. Lineage: Eukaryota; Viridiplantae; Streptophyta; Charophyceae; Charales; Characeae. The record is from the annotation of a GenBank genome assembly.